UCGUCUUUUCGUUUGUUUGCACAAGUGGAAGGUAUUCUCUGCGAUUAAUUGCAUAGCUCUCUUGGUCUGUCCCUAUUGUGCAUAAUCCCGACAAAUUCGCAAAUGAUCGCAUGCAAGAAAAAGUCGCAGCAAGUGUUUCUUCACUCUUGUUCAAACUGCCUGUCCGGCUUCGUUUUGCAUGUUUUCUUCCUAAAUCAUGAUGGCAAUGGGUGGAAAUGGAUGGCAAUGGCAAUGGUGGUCAGGGUGAUGGAUGGUGAUGGAUGGUGAUGGGAUGCACCCGCGGUCGCCACGCAGAUCUGCCUUGAUGUGGUUGGACUUGCGCUUGCCCUUCACUGAAAUUGUGGGCUCCGUGUUGAAAGCAGCCCAGGCUCACGCACAAUCACAGCUGCUUCUUUACGAGGUGUCUUCACUGGUGUCAAACAUCAAGAACGAGUCACCAGAUUGCAUUUUAUCCAAGAAAGAGUACAGUGCCAAGCAGCUAACCAAAGGCAUUGGCCGUUUCUUCAAGAGCAAGAACGAAGGUGCCAAGCAACAGGAGAAGGAGGGAAAGGAAGAAAAUUCUGAGGUACCCACGAAGAUUGUGAAUCUAGAUUGA
Messenger RNA from Cladocopium goreaui, 595 nucleotides. The record is from the annotation of a GenBank genome assembly. NCBI's taxonomy places the organism in Eukaryota, Dinophyceae, Suessiales, Symbiodiniaceae.